AUGGCCAACUUCAUGAGCCUUCCCCUCGAACUUCAGGAUAUAGUAUACAAGUAUCUACUUACUGAGGAGGUUCAGCCAACAGCUCACAAAUACCCACACAACAUACCCAUCUGCAGUUCAAAGAUGAUCAGAAAGGAAGCUUACAAGGUCUACCUCUCCUCCAACAACAUCAUCUUCAACAACUCGGGCACAGCUUGUCUGUGGCUCGAGCACAUCUCGCCAUACUUCAGCACGCAAGAAGAAGAGCAACCCUUACACCUAACCUUUGACCUGCGUCAUGAUUGCAACCGACCUGCUGGGGAGAAGAACACACAGGAAGGGGAUCAGAAGCGCCUCUUCCACCUGCUCGGCCAGCGUACGAAGCUGGAUCUGACACUUAGGUCCGGCGGCCAUCUUGUCGGAGACCUGUAUCGUUUCCGUGCCAUGGAUCUUAUGCACGGCUUCGCUUCGGCGACAUCAUCACCGGCCCCAGCGGUUGACGUCUUCCCAUCAUCCGAGCGAGCGUAA
Letharia lupina is the source of this 507-nucleotide messenger RNA. RefSeq lists its product as uncharacterized. The coding region runs from base 1 to 507 and encodes 168 amino acids. The transcript is spliced from 2 exons. The record is from RefSeq and is a predicted model, not a curated record. Lineage: Eukaryota; Fungi; Ascomycota; Lecanoromycetes; Lecanorales; Parmeliaceae.